CGGUGUCACAGUUAUUCGCUACUUGGGCUCCAUGGCUUUGCUGGGAAGGCAGGUUCCUGAGUGGCAUCGUUUAAUGGCCCUCUCCCGGACCUGUUUGGCUAGGCAGACUCUUCAUCUCAGAGAACAGAAACAGAUGAGUCCUUAUUUGUUCUGCAAACUGACUACAGUACCCAGUAGUGGGGGAUUUCAAGAGUUUUCCAGCGUUCGACCCAAAAAAUAUGUGCAGGAACCAGAGUACAGGACACAUCUUGUUCGGUGUCUUCAUGGGGAGCAGAGGACUUGUGUGGAUCCUGAGUCAUUGGAGGUUAUCAGUUCCCUCCAGGACAUGGGUUUUACUGAAGCCCACAUUAACAGAUUGCUUAGUACACAACCAAGUGUCCCUCCUCGACAGUUACUGGACAUAAUUGCAGAACUCCUACUCCUGGGGUUGAACCCAGAGCCUGUAUUUAUAGCGUUGAAGAAAAAUCCCCAGUUGCUGAAACUGUCUACCAUGCAAAUGAAGAAGCGUUCCAGUUACCUUCGGAAGCUUGGCCUUGGAGAAGGGAAACUGAAGCGGGUGCUUUACGUUUGCCCUGAGGUUUUCACCAUGCGUCAGCGGGACAUUGAUAGCAUCGUACAGGUCCUCAAGGAGAAGUGCCUGUUCACAGUGCAGCACAUCACAGACAUUCUGCACAGAUGCCCGGCUGUUUUGCAGGAGGACCCCAAUGAGCUUGAAUACAAAUUCCAGUAUGCAUAUUUCAGGAUGGGACUUACACAUCUAGACAUAGUCAGGACGGAUUUCUUACAGUAUUCAAUAACCAAGAUCAAGCAGAGACAUAUCUACCUGGAGCGCCUUGGCCGGUACCAAACCCCUGAUAAGAAGGGGCAGACACAGGUCCCUAAUCCCUCACUGAAGAACAUUCUCAGAGUUUCUGAAGCUGAGUUUUUGGCCAGGACAGCCUGUUCCUCUGUUGAGGAGUUUCAAGUUUUUAAAAAGCUCUUGGAUCAAGAGGAGGAGGAGUCUGUGAGCCAUGCAUGGGAGGAGGAGGAAGAAGAAGGGGAGGAAGAGCUGCUGUGACAGAGCAUUGGGAUGACAGAGGUCAUUCUCAUAUUCUUGAAGCAUUGGGGAGCUUCACCUGGAUCUUCUCAAGCAUUUCUGAUCCCAGCACUGGUCUGAUGGGGAAACCAGCCUGUAACGAUCUACUGGAGAUACAGUAGAUACACCAGACCAAAUGAGGGAGACUUUGUUGUGCUCUAGUGGUUUCUGUGGGAGGCCCUACUCCAUCCUAAAUAAAGGACUCAGCUGUCAAAA
Molecule: messenger RNA, 1291 nt
Organism: Arvicanthis niloticus (Nile rat)
Lineage: Eukaryota; Metazoa; Chordata; Mammalia; Rodentia; Muridae
Gene: Mterf4
Product: mitochondrial transcription termination factor 4
Biological process (GO): regulation of DNA-templated transcription
Molecular function (GO): double-stranded DNA binding
Source: RefSeq, a predicted model, not a curated record